GUAUUAUAACUUGUUUUCUAUUGCCGAUCAAUGCCGAAAAGAGGAUUUAUCAUUUAAUCAGCCACAGAAUUGCAGCUUUUUCCCAAAGAUGUUUGUUAAUGAAGAGGAGAAAAAUAAACCUAAUUUACAAGACCUUCAAAAUAAUAAUUAUAUUAACCAAAGAUAUGGAAUUUCAUCUUCGCCUACAUCCGCAGAACCACAUUCUUUUCUAAGUGAAAAUGAAAAAGAAUUUCAUACAAAAAAUUCCGAACAAAUUAAUCAAAAUAUUUCUCACGAUACCCAAAAUAAAAUCAAACGAAAGGCUAAAACUAUUUCAUUUCCUAUUAAGGGAGAGAAAGCCAAAUUUAACUUUGAAAGUCCAGAACUAACACAUCGGCUUCGAGCUGUAAAUACCUCGGAUAAAGAAAAAAGCGAUGAAAAGCACGAAUCUAAAGAAAAGGUCAAUGAGGAGAUGGACUUUUAUACGAAAAAAAUCCAUUGGACUUGGAUUUUAUUAGCAUUAAUCGUUUGUGCUGUUUUAAUUUAUAUGAAAUUUCGCUUAAAAGAAAUUUAUGUUGAUGAUAAGAAAUUUGUUGUUAAGUUCCAACCUUUCGAAGACUUUGCGAGCUCGACAACAAAAUUAGUCGAAGAUAUUGUUCAAGUAGAUUUACCAUCAUCGGGUUCUGUAAUGGAUGGGACAGUGUCAUGUCGUAGAUUUGCAAAUAUAGUUGAAGAUAGCCCAGCAUUCAAAGAAACGGGUUCAUCCAUUGCAAACCUACUACGAGCGUUUUCCGCCAAAAUAAUGGAUGCAGGAGUUGCAUUGGAAGACAUGUAUCGUAAUGGCAACAUGUUAUUUUGGAUACUUAACAGCGAAAUUUCCGAGAUGAUGUCAAAGUUUAAUUCAUAUAAUAGAUGGUUCGGAAAUGAAGAUGAAACAUUUUUUAGAAGUCGUGUACAUAGGUUGGUUAAAAGUAUCGAGGAAUUUAGUGUAAAGGUCACCCAUGCAAGAAAAGCUAUUGUUGAUGCUGAAUCUUACAGAGGCCCCGCUGAAAGAAAAGUACGACAAGGUAUUGCCGAGGCUACUAAAUUUGUUCAUCAUGAUCCUGAUAAAGCACAAGAGUAUAUUCUUAAGUUCAGGGGGGAAGGGUAUAUUCUGGAAAAAAUUGGUAGUAAAGCUAAUGAUGUGCUGAAUGUAAUGGACGAAUUGAAACAUGCAGAAAACAUGUUAAAUAUUUUAGAAAAAAGUCAUGAAGCCCUGGAUUUAAUUAAUAAGAUUUUAUCAGUUUAUAAGAAUAAACUGUUUUAUUUUGAAUCUCAAUUGGGUAAAAUAAAGAAAAGCAAGGUAACAAAAAAAGACUUGGACAAAUUAGAGAAAUUAGUUAAUAUUUUGAAAUCUAGUCAACAAAAAUUCAUCGACAAAGAAACUUUAGAGGAUAAAGAAGAAGCAAGGAUCUAUGUGUAAUUAGUUACCCUAUAAUUAAAUAAAAAUAAUAAAUUUAUUUCUAAAUUUUUUAUAAUUCAUUUAUCUACUUCAAAAAAAAAAAAA
This is a messenger RNA of Rhizophagus irregularis DAOM 181602=DAOM 197198, 1525 nucleotides long. The record is from RefSeq and is a predicted model, not a curated record. NCBI's taxonomy places the organism in Eukaryota, Fungi, Glomeromycota, Glomeromycetes, Glomerales, Glomeraceae.